Molecule: messenger RNA, 10539 nt
Organism: Xyrichtys novacula (pearly razorfish)
Lineage: Eukaryota; Metazoa; Chordata; Actinopteri; Labriformes; Labridae
Source: the annotation of a GenBank genome assembly
AUGGCUGCCGCUGCGGGCCGAUACUACGGAGAAGGCGGCAGAGCAACGAAAAGACAGAAAACUGAAGACGGAGGGAUGACAACGGUGAGGAGUUGUGUGUCGCCUUUAAUUCAGGAUUUUGUUCGUGCAAAAAUAAGUUGUUUUUACCCUCUGAAAGAUGAGAGUUAAGCAGCUAAACGAUGCAAACCAAUGCACGCUAACGCCAAUCCUGUUAACGUUUAGCUAGACCAACGUUCAAAUUGCCCCGGGUUUUCUUAUAUCAACUCUAGUUUACAACAAAAAGAAUGCUUUAAUAGAAAUGAAACACAUUUCAAUUAGUUGUGCAUCAAAAUAUGAAAUAAUAAGUCGCAUAUGUAGCAUUGAGUGCAGCUUGAAGCGUUCACCCUUACUGACGCAAAUCUCGACCGUUGACGUUUCCCCUCCAAGGCUAACUGACUGGAGCUAAUAUUUAACACUAGUGACAUGCAGACGCUCUGUAUCUCCAUCCUCUCCACCUCCGCACUGUGACCUCGUAGCCAUCAUGUUAUGUGUUUACAGGAGAGCUACGAUGACCCUCAUAAACCGCUGCCCUCCCCGGUGGUGCAUAUCAGGGGCCUGGUCGACGGCAUCAUGGAGGCAGACUUGGUGGAGGCCCUGCAGGAGUUUGGAGCCAUCAGGUAACCACAGAGCUUUCAUAGAUGCUCUUCGUCUAAUCUGACUACCAAAGAUGAAACAUUAGGUUAAUUAACUCACAUUUGGACAGUGGCUUUGAUCAGGAAAACACCCCUUUUACCAACAUUUGUCAUGCUACACAAAGGUUGCUUUCUCAGUUGUGUUACGGUUGAUCAUUUACAAUGGAAGAUGAGGAAAGAUUGAUAUGCAGAAGUGUAGACAAUGAAUUGUUACAUAUAUAUAUACUCAUAUGAAAUAAGUACAUCAGUGUCUCAAAUGGGAAAAGUCUGCUAAAUAACAACAGGUACAGACCAUGGUCCUGCAAUGAAACAGAAAGCUUGUGAAAGUACAGACUUUUGACACAUUCAUUUAACUUCUUAAAAUUUCCUAAAUUUAUUUUAUUCCAUGAAAUAUUUUAAUUCAAGCCCCUACAAGUCAUGAGAGCCAGAUGUUGUGCACUUUAGCACUGCAUAACUUCAUCGACCAUGUACACAUGAGGAUGAAUUUAAGUGGGACUGUUUGGAGACUAGUCUAACUGCAAGAUCAGUACAGUUGUGGGUGCUACUUGUUUGACAUGUUUUAGUAAAUGAAACCUGUUAAUUUCCUUAUAUAUUGAUUUGCAGUUAUGUGGUUAUGAUGCCUAAGAAGCGCCAGGCCCUGGUCGAGUAUGAGGACAUGAAUGGCUCCUGUAAUGCUGUGAAUUACGCAGCAGAGAACCAAGUUUACAUAGCAGGGCACCCUGCCUUCAUCAAUUAUUCCACCAGCCAAAAGAUCUCCCGUCCAGGAGACUCCGAUGACACCCGGAGUGUCAACAAUGUGCUACUGCUUACCAUCAUAAACCCCAUCUAUCCCAUCACCACGGUAACUUGACUAUGAAAUUUACCCUACAUGUUUAGUGGCAUCUGUAGUGUUGUAAAGAGAAAUAUAGUAUUAUGAAAGCUUUUGAUAAGAUCAUUCAACACAUCUUUGUAAAGCUGGUUUCACGCAGACACUGCCAUAAGUGAAGUUGGCUUCAUUACAGUAAAGGGAUCCGAUGAUUUUACAUUCACAAAAUGCUAUGUCUGUGUGUGUAUUCUUAAAUAUCUUUCUUAUUUACAAGUCCUCAAGCAUACAAGAUAAAUUAUCAAUAUUUACAUGGUUUGAGGAUUCAAAUAAUGUGCGUCCUUUUGUUUACUUUUCUUGUAGGUAAAAAUCACCACCCUCAAAUUCUCAUUGUUCUUGCUGUAUGUUUAUCUUUCUACAGGAUGUGCUCUACACCAUUUGCAACAACUGCGGUCCUGUUCAACGGAUUGUCAUCUUCAGAAAGAACGGGGUUCAGGCCAUGGUCGAAUAUCCUAACCAAUAUAUAUUUUUAAUUUAAUACUCAGUGGUGGUAUUACUUUACAGUGGGAUAGGCUGAUACUGUAAAAUAUGCAAAUGUUUCUGUACAGUUGAGCCCUCUGACUCCCUCGAGUGAUAAGACCUGACCUUAACUCAAUGCCGCUACAUUUGAUUCGGUCCAGAGUGCACAGAGGGCCAAAGCCUCUUUGAAUGGGGCAGACAUCUAUUCUGGCUGCUGCACUCUUAAAAUUGAGUAUGCCAAGGUAAGUGUAUGCCUGUAUCUAAUCAACCUUCCACCUGUUUACAAAGCAUUAGAAGUUAAUGAGGGGAAACUAGUUUUGAUUUCUGUCAUUCAAUCCCCUUUACAGCCAGCACGCCUUAAUGUCUUCAAGAAUGACCAGGACACAUGGGACUACACAAACCCAAACCUCAGUGGCCAAGGUAACCUGCGGUCCCCUUUCCUCCAUUCCCCUUUUAUUUCUUCCUCUUCUCCUCUCAUGGCACUGUAUGGGAUGUUCAGGGUUCUCUGCCUCCAGGGGUAUUGCCUUUGAGCACACAUAAAUGUUCACCAUGCUGCUCAGAGGCACUAUUCCUGCGAUGCCGUCACAGUCUUCAUGCAUUUUCUUGCCACACAGCAGGCUCAAAGUAAGGGCAUGAGGAGCAACCUCAAGGGCAGCCGACCUCAGUGACAGGCUGAUGCAUGUGAGAAACCAACUGCACCCGUCACAGAAGCACACACAGGCGCACCAUACCUCACAUAGGUUCACAUUCCCUGUAGAGCAUGUCACAGCUGCACAACCUCACAGCUCUGCCUACUCUAGUCCAGUACACACUACAAAAACAAGCACACCUGUCAGCGUUCUUUCACACAUAGUGGAGAUUUUAUCAAAGCUUCAAUUAGCGAAACCACAGGCAAGCUCAGUGACUUGUUGUGACCACUAGGUAUACUUGAGGUUAAAGGUCCCAUGAAACAACAUCUUUGGUCUCAGUGUGUGAUCCUAGUGUUACUGGGUAAAUUAUUUGUGCAUAAAACACAAAUGCAUGAUGGGUGUUUAAACAAAAGGGACAGAAAAAGACACAUGGCUGAAGUUCUUUCUUUGCAGUGUUUUGACAUUAUUUACAUUGAUCACAAAAUAGGAUCUGGCAUCGCUAUUGAUUUGAGUAUUAUCUCAAAAAUGUUAGAAAAUUAAACUUUGAAAUGUAUUUUAUUGACAUGCACUCGUGCUGUGUGUUACACUUUUUUAGGCUGUUUAUCACCGGGGGGAAAAAAGACAACCCAAACAAUAGAUAACAGUCAUUUAAGCAGUUUCAUGUCUAAAAUGAGUGUCUGUGUUGCUCAUCAGCAGACACAGAACAGGCUGUAAGCUGAGCUGCUGCUAACAGCACUAGCCCAUAAGGUCUGCUCUGAAGGUUAGUUGCUCUUAUUAAAACGAAGAAAACAACCAAAACCCAAGUAAAAUAAACCCUGCUUCGUCUGAUGCCUAUUAAAAGGGUGCCAAUGCUUUGCUGCAGGUAGCUGUAGCUCAGCAAGUUUCUGAAUUAUCACAGAGAUGUCUAGUCUCAAACCCGAUUAGACAUUUUCUAUCUGCAGACCUUUUAUCUGUGACCUUGUGUUCAGUUGGGUUAAAGAAGAUGGGCUGAAUUUGGAGUUCUUUUUAAUCAGUUCCGACAGCUAUGAAGUUAGUCACCCCUCUGCAGGUCACUUGUAGAAGUCUUUUCAAUCCAUAUGCUUGAUUUAUUCAAUAGUAUCACCACUGUUGUAUUGAAACGCAUUAUGGAGAAAGUAUAGUUGCUAUGUGUCUGGCAUGCUUUGCGCAGUGACGUGGCUGCUUGCUGCUGAGAAUGCCAUCUUCCUGGUAAAAUACAGUAAUACAAUGAAAUUCAUCUCUGCUUUUUAUACAAGUCAGUUGGUCUGUCCGAUGUUAAGGAUAAAGCUCACAUUAGAGAUGACCAGAGGGAAAUAAGCGUGUUAUCCAGCCACUCUGUGUUUCAUGGGACCUUUAUAACUAACAUUAGAAACUCAUUAAAUUUUUAAUUGACAUUAUUGAGCUUUCAAAUUAAUAUUAGAAGUGACAAAUAAUCCAGCAUUUAUUUAGCGUUGACAAACACCACCGUGUGGAGAUUUUUAGGGGAUUUAGUCUCUAUUAACAUGCAAAUAGCUUGAUGGAGAAUGUAUUUGCCUUGAAUCAUCUGUGGUCAGUGAUAGACUAUUGGUGUGAUUUGCCUUGUAUAUAGACAAGCACUUCUGUGUAAAUGUACUCAGGACAUAUUUAUGUAUUUAUUUUUGAGCCACACUGUAAACAAGUUUCUUUUUCCUGUACACGACGAGAACCACAACAUGUACAUUUCAUACAGGUGUCGACAUCUUUCUUGAUACGCUGAGGUCUAUCCAGAGGUACUCCUUGUGUCCUCACUGUGCAAAGUCAUACAGGCUCACCUCAACUUCUAAGCAGACACAGUGGCUUCUACAGCUACAGUAUGACAGCAACCACAGCCACAACUAAUGUAAACUGCUUUGUGGCACACAUUGGACACAGUGGGGCAAAAUACCGGAACACAACCUCAACUCAGUACUUCCUUAUUUCAAGUCCAUCAUCACCCCUAUCUCCACCACCUGACAUGGGACUCAUUUACUUUUGGUGGUGGACAUUAGCCGCCAUUUCAGUUUGAGGGACAGAAAUACUCCAAGGCCACUCGAACAGACAUCUCGCAUACCCACCACAGACUGACGUUGAUAGAUUGAUAGAGGCAUCUACCACCAUCUCUUUACCAGUACAGCACACCUCAACUUCAAAGCCUCCAGGAGUCACCACAAUGACACAACACAUUGAUGAUGAGGGCAGGAGUCAGGUGUGUGGUUGUUGCGACCACGCCUUCCAGCCCUUGGAACGUUGCCUGCAUAACACAACCACAGGGACCAACAGAGGAGUUUUCAGACACACUCAGCCUGACCAGGGAACAGACGACACCACAUACUGGGGCAGUAAACAAAAAAAGAGGCCAUGAAAACACAACGAGCUGAACAUCCACGGCAACACACAGCUGAACCGCCAUGACAGCACAUCGUCACGCAGGUAUUCCAGAUGACUUAUUGUCAAGCACUAGAUGCCUUUUUACUUUGCAAGUGGCCGACACCUUUUAAACCAUUUAAGCAAGCACCAUGCGAGCGUCCAUUUUUACAUGAGAAGAAAAAUCCACGGGGGGGCCUAUGAAGACACAAGCAUCAAACACCUAUCAAGCAUACAAGCACAGAGGCAAACAGAUUAAAAACCCCUUUUUUUCUUAAGCUUUUCUACAUUUAUGGACUCUGGUGUUCUGUAUUUUCCCUGUACCUUCUUCCCCAUUUCCCUCCUCCUCUCUGUGCUAUUCUUGUGUUUCUGCGUUGUUUCAUUUUUCCCUUUUUUUGCACUGGCCCAUAGUGAUGCCUUUAACGCCUCCCGUGUGAUGCAGGUUUGGCUCAGUGUGUCUGUGGACAGACAGCCCACUCUCAAACGGUGCAAAUGUCCUGCUUUGUGGUCAGAGCACGGUAAGCUGGAAAUGAGCCUCUAAUUGCAACUCUCAAAACAAAGCGGCAGCAAGUCAAAAACCAAGCAUGGAUGUGUGGAUGUACUUUUCUCUCUGGUGGUUGGGAUUCAAAGAAGGAAGGAAGGAAGGAAGAAAAGACUGAAGGAGGAGAAUGAGUUGAGGCUGGAGUCAAGAGGUUGGCAGGUAGCAUCGUUGCUGAAGACUGCCCCCUACCUGCCCACUGUGUCCUGUGCUCCAUGUGUGGUGCUGUAAGUACUUGAGAGAUAGAAUGAAUGAAUCUGACUCCAUGAUUUUAAGUUCUUGUAAAUAAAACAACAGUUUUGUUGUCUUAAAUUGUUGUAAUGUUGUGUCAUAAGAGCCUUUAGUCACAUGAAGCAAACAGACAUCAGCAUUAUCAUUGACAAGUUACUGUCAACUUACUGUGCUGACAUCGCUAUUCAUCAACUGUGAGAGUGAGUGCUACCAAGCAAAGGUAGAGCAUUCUAGACUUGGUAGUUAUCGUUGAUCACUCACAGGCUAAUCAUUAUUUCUACUCCAUUAGUGAAAAAGACAGAAAUAUAAUCAGCAGAUGUGUAAAUUGGGUCUGUUUUAUUAGCAUAAUUCUGAGGUAUUUUCAUGUCACAUGAGUAACACAACUUUGAAUACUGUGUAAAAUGUUGAAAAGAACAGAUUUUAAUGGUUUGCAAAUAUUUGAAUCCUGUGUUAACCAUUGCGCUGCACCAGCUCUCUCUUAGCAACAAGGAGACCUGUUUCUGGAGUUUUAAAAGUGAACAGUUGUCCCGUUUUACCCAAUAAGGAUUUUAACUGCACAACAGUUUAUUUUCUUAGUGUUUGUUUUCCUUUUUCAUUUGGUGGUACUCCAGAUUGGUCAAGUCAGGACUGUGGGCAAACCAGUUUACCCAUACUCUUAAUGUGUUGCCCUUUUCCAGCCAUGCUGUUUUGAUAUCUGCAGAAUGCGGUUUGGCAUUCUCUCACUAUAAUUUGAAAGGUCUUUCUUGUGAAAGGUAUUGUCUGGCUGGAAUCAUAUGAUGCUCCAAAACGUGUUUACAUUUUCCCAUGGUUCUUUACUGAACGUCUUUGCCUUCCUUACCUCAGGCACUUGUGCAUCCUCACACCACCACAGAUGAUAGCUUUGGAGCUGUGCACUGCUGACAAGCCAGGUGGUCCGUCCCUGAUAUAACAGAGGUUGCAGCAUCUAUGAUUUCCAAAAAGAAAGUCAAAUUUUAAAAGAUCACAGAAGAGCUUUCCACCUUGCCACAUUUCAUCUCUUUCAGUUUUUAUAGGGUUCAAAUGACUUGCAAACAAUCAUAAUCUGUUGUAAGACUUUACACACAGUCUCAGAUGUUCUCUGAUUAGGGUUGUAAUUAGUACCCUAAGAUGUCUCCUCAGACUGAAGUUUCUACCACGGAACCUUAAACAAAGGAUGCCUAGGAUAGCUGUAGCAUGCACUUUGCAACCGUGAAGUUUUUUGCAAAGUGUGAAGUGAGGUAGUAGAACAAACAAGAAGUAGGGUCAUUUGCGGCUAGACUUUAACACAGAAGUUUUGCAACCAGUAAGGUAACCCGCCUCUGUCCAUCAGAAAGAGUGCAAGAGAGAGGCACUGCAGCAGAUGCUACAUAAAUCAGCUGGUUGUUUUGGUCCUAGUAAAGAGAGAGGACAUUUGUCCUUUAUUUUCAGACAGGCCACUGUAACCCCUGGACAAAGUUCACCUGCUGAGAUUUUACAAACAUGUCAGUGUUGAUUGUUCUUGACACCAUGUUAUAAACUUAUUUGGCUGUUAUGUUGGCAGGGAUGCAUCUCCUCGAAAUAGUGUACAUUGAGAUGUUUUAAAUAUGCAACAACACUAACACUCCAUGUUACAGACUUGUUUUCAAUGGUUCCUUUCAAACAUGUAAUCCAGUCCAAAUGCCUGUUAUUGAAUUUCUGAUGUUAUACCUCUGUUUUCUGUGAGUUUGCAAUGACUGUCUUAUUCUCUUAGUUUCAAUAAAACAUGUUAAGACUGCUGAUACUGUUCAUGGCACUGAUGCAAGUUUCCUCUCAGAUCUUCUUGAACAUUUUGACUCAGUUUAAUUGCCUAGAAUUGAAAGUGAUGUGUUAAUGCAGUGUUGAUAAAUGUAUACUUUUUAAAGCUGGAUCUGACAUGUGUGUAUGUGUACCUGCACAGAUGCUGAUGGUGAAGGCAAUUGGAACAAUUCACAAGGUGUGUGUGUGUGUGUGUGUUUGUACUAGGAUGGUUAAUAUUGGAGGUCUUUAAAAAAAGUAUUUGAAAGCUUUAUUAUGAAAAUCACUGAUUUAAAAAAUCUCCAUUAUGUCAUUUAUUUAGUAAGUAGAGCCUGCAGACUGUUAUAACACUGAGGAUGCCAGGCCCAUUUGUUGCAUGUGAUUCACAGGCUUGUUCGUUAGCAUGUAGUAACACAAGUUAGGUACUUGUUAGAUUGCUUCAGCAUGGAAAAUGAUUGAAAGUCAACUGUUUGUCUUCGAUUUCAGAUCCUAAUGCCAAUCCUAACAAACGCCAGAGGCAGCCUGCUCUUUUAGGAGAUCACCCACCCGAUUAUGGUAGAUGUCCAAAUAUGUUAGUCUGAUGUUAAAUACAAUGUGAAAACUUCUCAGCAUGGAAAAUAACUCUCUGAUUAUUCCUCUAAUCAAGGUGGUCCUCAGGGGGGUUAUCAUGCCUACAACGAUGACAGCUAUGGUCCUCCACCUCCUCAUCGCAUGGGUCCAGGUAUGGGUGGACGUGGGCGCGGUGGCCAGCGUUAUGGUCCUGGAUAUGGACCACCGCCCCCUGAAUACGGUCCUCAUGCUGACUCACCUGUUCUUAUGGUUUAUGGCCUCGAUCCCUCAAAGAUCAAUGCUGACAAGGUCUUCAACAUCUUCUGCCUCUAUGGAAAUGUGGAGAGAGUGAGUGAACUAAUGCUUACAGUAUGCCUUGCUUCAAAGUAAAAGAAAUUUAGAUGCUUUGCAAAUCAUCGAAAACACAUUUUUAGUUGAAAAUAGAGCAAAGACAAGAAGUAUGAAAAAUAAACCGUAUGCUUGUUUUGAAUUUGAUGCUGGUACCAAGUUUCCAGAAAGUUAGAACAGCAUCAUAUAGAUUAGGUUGUAUCACCUCCUCUUGUAACAGCACCCUGUAGCUUCUCGAGCUCUGAAAUGAAAUGUCGUCCCAUUCUUGCCCGUAAGGUAAUGGUAAAGAAGAAGAUUAGAAUUGGGUGUAGCUCUGGGUGUAAAAUAGUUUAAUUUAUAUUGAAGUCAAAUUGGAUUCAACAACAAAAAAAGAUACAUUCUCAGCGUGGAAAUGUGUUUUGUGCUCUUGUUUAAAUGAGUAAACUCAUUCUUUCCUCAGAUUAAGUUCAUGAAGAGCAAGCCUGGAGCAGCGAUGGUGGAGAUGGGAGACUGUUACUCUGUGGACAGAGCCAUCACUCACCUCAACAACAACUUUCUUUUCGGACAGAAACUCAACGUUUGGUAGGGACAGCUUUCUGAGCCUUGACAGAGGUUUACAUUUCGUAUGGACAAAAGGCAGAAGAUAAAGUUCAACACAAAAACCUAAAUAUCCUCUCCUCUUUCCUUGGCAGUGUGUCAAAGCAGCAGGCUAUCGUGCCAGGACAGUGUUACCAGUUAGAGGACAACACCAGCAGCUUCAAAGAUUUCCAUGGAUCCAGAAACAACCGGUUCACCUCUCCAGAGCAGGCUGCCAAGAACAGGAUCCAGCAUCCCAGUAACGUCCUUCAUUUCUUCAACGCACAACCCGACAUCUCUGCAGAAAUCUUCAACCAGGUGAGAAAAGCUAACAGAGCUUUGUCUGAAGUGGUUGUCCCCUAACCCUCCCUUAAUCCACUUAAGAUGCUCACUGACUCUGCUCCGGUUUUCCAGGUCUGCGAUGAACUGGAAAUCAAGAACCCUGCAAGUGUCAAACUCUUCACUGGAAAGAGUGAGUGUGUUGACUUUCAGCCUGUGAUCAUUUUAAUGAUUUUCAAUCUGAAAAGAUUGGUUUUAAGUUUACAGCUUUAAAUUAUGAAUAUGGUUUGUUUAUUCAUUUUUAAUGGGUUCAUAUUGAUUUUCUUGGCUGGGGUUGCUGCGUCAGGCUCAUAAUGUUGAAAAGGAUGUCUGACAGCAUUAAAAAUUAUAUUUGUUAAGAUAAAACAUUUUUUUGUAUCAGAUGUAGCCCUAGCAUUACUCUCAACAAAACCACCAGACUCCACUGACAGAAAACAUUCUCUUCACCUUAUUAACCAGAGGAGAGUUGCUUGUUUGUUGCUACCCUUUUUUUAGUGCAGCCUUGAAGAAGGGCAUUUUGUGUGUGGUAUUAUGUGUUACACUACUAAUGUGUUGGCUUAAAGAAUUAAAAACCCUUUUGGUAGUUUUGACAUAAACAAAAACAAACUCUUAGGCGGCAGUAGAUCAGCAGCUCACAUGUCCUAAAGGGCUGACAUUACUGUUGUCAGAAGUCUGAUAACAUUAAACAUUUUUGUGGCUGUUUCUAUUUUAAAGAAUGUUUAGUUCAAACAGCAGCUUACUCUCGAACCACAAAGGUUUAUCACAGUAGAGGUCUUUGCACAAUCCAGGCCUCUAUGUAGCAAAAACAAGAACUACUUGAUGACCCCAGACUUUAUAUUUUGUGUACAGUAUCUGGCAGCUGGAGCAAAUUUGCACCUGUUAACAUUUGAACCCCUUGAAAAACAGUGCAGUGGUUUGCAAUGGCACAAUUCAACACUUUUGAAGUAAAUGUUUGAUCAUUUUUGACAUCUUUUGUGUGCCGCCAAAGGUGAACGAAGUUCAUCUGGCCUUCUGGAGUGGGAGUCCAUCAAUGAUGCCAUGGAAGCUCUAGCUAUGAUGAACCAUUACCAGAUGAAAAAUCCCAGUGAGUUCUCAUCUCAUGACUUUUACUUACCAGCCCUGUAGUGUUCAUUUUGAGAUUGUGACUUUUAAGUCACGUUGAGUCAUAAGCUUUGACUUGAUUUUUAAAAGCAUGUUUUCUUUUCUUCUCCAGGUGGGCCUUACCCAUACACACUGAAGUUGUGUUUCUCAACUACACACCAUGCAAACUGA